Molecule: messenger RNA, 1872 nt
Organism: Orycteropus afer afer
Lineage: Eukaryota; Metazoa; Chordata; Mammalia; Tubulidentata; Orycteropodidae
Product: spermatogenesis- and oogenesis-specific basic helix-loop-helix-containing protein 2-like
Exons: 18
Coding region: 1-1872 (623 amino acids)
Molecular function (GO): protein dimerization activity
Source: RefSeq, a predicted model, not a curated record
AUGUGCGAAGGGCGAGGCGACAACUACGAGGGCGUGAGCACCGACCGCCUCAGACUGGAGCUUCUGGAGGAAAUCCACUUGAAGGAUAUCGUGCAGCUCUCCAUGCUUGAAGUGAAGCACAAGAUAACGGAACUGGAGGCCAGACUCUGUGCCGACAGUGAAGGAGGUGAAUGGAAGACCCGGUACGAGACACAACUUGAACUGAACAAUGAGCUGGAAAAGCAGAUUGUGUCUCUGGAACAGAAAAUGGACAAAAUCCGCGGCAGCCCCUCAGACAGACUCUCUCCAAUCCGCGCCUAUGAACGGAUGCCAGUGGAGUCCUUGACCGCGUUGCUGAAGCAGCUAGAGAAGGAGAAGCGGAGCCUGGAGACCCAGGUGAAAGACUACGUGGUCCGACUGGAGCAGGAGUCGAAGGCUUACCACAAGACCAACAGUGAGCGUCGCAUGUACCUAGCUGAAAUGUCACAGGUAACUGGCUCCCAUCCGGGCUCUAGAAGGCAGAUGGAGCAACUGCCCAGAGUGAAGGAGAAUGUGAUGAAAACGCUGUUGUUCAAACAGAACUGGGGGCCACUUAAAGUGAAAGUUGACCUCUUGUUGGUUGGCGAUGUCGCCGUGGUGAGCCUGGCCAACGCUGUGCAGAGGUUAUUCUCAAACGUGACAGACGUCACUGUCACCGUGAGUGGUGUGAAGAGGGUGGCGGCAUUUCUGGAUGAUGGCGUGUUCAACGCGGUGUUGCUGAAGAUGACCCCCUUCCCGACUGCUGAGGAGCUGGACGCCAUCAAAUUCAUCCGACUUGCCAAGAAGAAAAAGACACAUUUGCUGUUUGUUCUCGUACUUCCUGCAAAUUUUGAAGAUUGUAUUUCAGGGCACGGAGCAGAUAUCAUCUUAACUGAACCCGUGACGAUAGACAAAAUGAGUAUUCUGGUGAAUUACUGGAAAACGUUUUUUCCAAGACCCGUUACGAAUGAGAGUGCAGCGGGGCUGGAAGAUCCUGGAUUGCAGACGUCGUGCAGCGAACAGCCUGGACAUUUGUCUGCCAGUCUUAGCACUAGCUCCAAAUCUCUAGAUGACAUUGAGCUUGAAUUAAAGGGUCCGUUAUCUGAUCUCCAGAAAUGCCAAAAGAGUUCUCUUCAUUCAAACAAGGAAAAGCUGAGAAGGGAACGGAUCAAAGAGUGCUGUGAGCAGCUGCGUACCCUCCUGCCACAGAGGACGGGGAGGAAGGAUGAUAUGGCUUCUGUUCUCGAGGCGACAGUCGACUACGUCAAGUGUGUCCGGGAGAAAAUCCCUCCGGUCGUUAUGAGUCAGAUUACAGAAGUACUUCGGAGCAGUAAGAGGUUCUGUAAGAAGCAGCCAGCAGCUUCCGUGCCGAGCGCAGCGGCGGUGCGCAGAAAAAGGAGCACGCGGAGGAACACUCGCUCAUCUGUGAUGGAGCUCCGACACCUGGCCGGCCGCUUGGGCUCCGUGUCUACAGAUGCCGCCGGUGGGACAUACAAGCACGUGGCACCCAGUGCUGCUCACCUGCUCAGCUCCUUGUCUGCCAGAUGCUCUUCGGAUGGGGCCCCUUCUGAAGCCGCGGCCAUAGCAAGCCCGAACAUCCAGAGCCACGUCCCAUCCGUUGUGCCCAAGGCCUCCAAGCUUCUCCUGCAGCCCUGCAAUUCUGUGCUGGGCCAGACCCGUGCCACGCGUCCUGACUGCCCAGUGAGCCUCCCUGGGCCCGGGGGCAGACUCAGUGCUCUCGCCCUGUCUUCAGGGGCCCCUCCCUUGAGUGUUGUUGCUCAUACUGUGGCCUCGAGCCUCUUCGGCUGGGACCCAGGGGCUGUGCUGGCUCCUGAGUCCUCCUCCUCUGUGAACCCUGGAACCAGGUUUAAGUAA